Rhagoletis zephyria (snowberry fruit fly) is the source of this 2605-nucleotide messenger RNA. RefSeq names its product synaptic vesicle glycoprotein 2A-like. NCBI's taxonomy places the organism in Eukaryota, Metazoa, Arthropoda, Insecta, Diptera, Tephritidae. Gene Ontology annotation, cellular component: membrane. Gene Ontology annotation, molecular function: transmembrane transporter activity. Gene Ontology annotation, biological process: transmembrane transport. The record is from RefSeq and is a predicted model, not a curated record.
GGCACCAUCGGUGGAUGCACUGCUCAGUCAAUUUCGUAGAGGCCAACGCAGAACAUCGAAGUGAGCAAAAAUAAAAAACCUCGCCACAACGAAAACAACGUCUUCACUGCCAGUAUUAUCGAGCAGAGGGUGAACAAUAUUAAACAAAACAUAGGAAAUAAACAAAUCGCCAAUUUACUGUACUUAAUUUUCCACUUACGGAUUUAAAAAAAAAAAUACAACCAUAAGAAAAAUAUGGACUGAAGUGUGAUAUAUUGUAGCAGACAAAUUUUUGUGAGUGCUAACAGAAUACUUAAUUUUGAUAAUCGCCUGUACAUAUGUAUAUCUGUUGCGUCAAUCUGCCGUCUUGUGAACAGUCACUGUCAACGUAAACAAACUUACAUCUGCAACACACAAAAUAAACACAAACAAACGUUCAAUUUUAAAACUAAAUAAAAACACGCAGUCUGUAAAGUAUAUAAGUUCAUACAUACAACUAUAUUUACAUGCAUAUAUGACAAUUUGUUUUUAUAGGAAUUUAUUUGCACAGUCAGCUACAACAAAAAUAUACACAAAGUACCAACUCUUAAAACAAGCAUACAAUAAUUUUCAAAGCACCAUGGAGAUGCGUUCAAAACUUGGUAGCUUCGAGCUGAAAGACUGUAGUGCUGAGAGUGCCGCCGAACGUUUACUUUCAAUUAUACAUACAGAACCAGUUAAGGUAAAUCGUAAACAUGGGGCCAUUUCAUUUUCAGAAGCUUUAUCGCUUACCGGUAAGUUAAUUUUACACCACGUAAAAACUACGUGAAUACCAACAAAGUGACAUCUAAUAAUUUUUUUCCAUUCGUAGGUUUUGGUAAGUUCAAUUACUUCCUCAUCUUCAUCUGUGGCAUGAUUUUAGCGAAUGUCCUACUGGAGACUGCGGCCAUGGGUUUUAUAUUACCAAUUGCACAAUGUGACUUAAAUCUUACAAAUCAGGACAAGGGCAUCUUGAGCGCUAUAAGCUUUGCUGGUAUCAUUACAAGUUCGCAUCUGUGGGGCUUUUUGGCGGAUACAAAGGGACGCCGGAAAGUGAUCAGACCGACGUUGUUGGCUGGAUUCAUAGUAACCCUACUCUCCAGUUUCUCGCACACAUUUUGGGUUAUGGUUUUGUUGCGAUUUAUUAAUGGAUUUUUCGUGUCUGGCGGUUCGGCAACAGUUUAUGCCUACCUAGGCGAAUUCCACACGGAUAAGACCCGUUCGCGCGCUAUGAUGGGUUCCUCAUUUAUCUUCGCCAUCGGUGCCAUGAUUUUGCCAAUGAUUGCCUUUAUUGUUAUAAACCAAGAUUGGGUGCUGCCUUUGCCAUUUUUGGGCAUCGUUUACAAGCCAUGGCGUUUAUUUUUGAUCGUCUGUGGCAUACCAGGUCUACUUUGCGGCUUGUCGAUGUUUGCUUUGCCCGAGAGCCCAAAAUUCUUGCUGGCCCAUGGCAGAGAAGCAAAAGCGAUUGAGGUGCUGCAGAAGAUGCAACGCUGGAACGGUGGUACUCAAGAUAUGAAGCUAAAGCACAUUCUUCCCGAAGAAGAACAGCCUGGCUCUAUGAUGCAGUUGAAUAACAAAUCGGCUUCUAAAGAAAACUUUGCCACCGCCUUCAUGAAGAGCAUGUGGAAUCAAACAGUGCCUCUGUUUCACAAACAAUACAUUCGCGUCACAUUGAUCGUUUGCAACAUGCAAUUCUGGUUGUAUGUGGUGACGAAUGGCAUGUAUAUGUGGUUCCCUCACAUAAUCAACAGCAUGGUCGAGUUCAUGAAUGCUCACCCAGGCGAACAUAAACAGAUCUGCCAUAUUGUAUAUGACAAACAUGAGAGCUUAUAUAAGACUGAUGGUACAAUGGAAUGCGUAGCUAAAUUGGAAAAUACAACAUACUUUUACUCAUUAAUUAUGGAAAUAUUGUACGCUUCCUCCUUUGCUUUCAUUGGCUUGGUCAUCAAUCGUGUUGGCAAAAUGACCAUUCUUUUCAUUUCCACAAUAUUAUUUUCCUCAUGCGGCCUCGCUGCUGUAUUUGUGGCCGACCCCUCGAUUGCCGCGUACUUGUAUGUCCUUUUCUUUUUAGUGGGGGUAGCGAUAAAUGUUCUAGGAGCGGCUACUGUUGAGCUUUAUCCAACCCAAAUGCGUGCCAUGGCUAUAUGCGUUUCGCUGAUGUUUGGCCGCUUAGGAAGUGUUGUAGGCGCUAAUAUAGUGGGCGCACUGCUUGCCAAUAACUGCGAGCUGACUUUUUAUGCCGCUUGUAUCGCUUUGUAUAUCUGCGCUUGUAUGGCACUUCUGAUUCCACGAAGAACCCUGGCGCCUCCAGCUAAACCCGUCUUGGACGAGGCAUAGAAUUGUGACCUGUUAUAUAUUUUAAAUUGCGACUUAAAUGCGGGGAGCAGACUUAACUUCGCGACAACUGGAAAGGAUAAGAACGCCGUUAUUAUAAAUUGUGAUGAUUGUUUGUAUGAUUUUUUGUGUGUGUGCUUAUUUUAUUAUUACUUUGUGUGCAAGAGUUUAAUUAAUUUUUCUUGUAUGUGUGGAAGAGAUUGAGCGAUUGGUUGUCUAGAAAAUGUGAAUUGAGUAAAGAAUUUAAUAAAGGAAUUGAAAAAUUUAAUAUAAC